AUGAUCCCGGUCCCCACCCAGCAAAACAAUGGCUCGAGUUCGUCGUCACAGUCUGUGGCCAGGAUGAUAGCUAGUUCUAUUCUGGACAACGAUGGUAUUACUCUUCUGAAUCAAAUUCAUGAAAUUCUGGCUACAAAGGCGCCCGAAGUCAUUCAGCUGUUGGACAAAUUUUUGGGUAAGCUGCCUCUGCUGGCGAAGGAUUUAGUUGAAAGUGACAAGAGAGAGAGGUCAGUUGUUUUUUACGGCAUACCAGAGGCUGAAGGAAGUCUGUCUCCGUCUUUGCGUCAAGCACAUACGGAGAAGUACAUUUCACGCAUCUUGGAUACCCUCGACAUCGAGACCCGCCCUGUAGAAGUUUACAGGAUGGGCCGGGGUGUGGAGGGGAAACCACGGGUUGUCAAGCUCGUAAACUACGUGCUAUAUCGGACUAUAAGGAGGUCUUUCGUGCGCAAAUCGAUGACUAUUGAUGAGCGCAACAAGGAACGCGAUCUCCGAAAAAGAGCUCGUGAGUUGAACGAAAAGGAGUUCAAUGGUAAAAAAAUUUACGUAGUGUACAGAGGAGAAAUUAUCAAAGUAAAAGAUAGGCUUGGUAAGGCAGGAGGAGGAGUCUGUGUUUUUUUGCACAAUAGGCUGUUGUUUGAUAGAGUCGUGUUCGAUUACAGCGCUCUUGGUUCUGAUGUCCUAUGCUUUGACAUUUGCCUACCAGCUUCCCGUAAGCAAAGAUUUCUCCUAGUUUAUCGCCCGCCCAGAUCUACAUCGUUUCAAGAUGAUCAAUUGAUUGAAAUCAUGUCAGACCUAGUUGCCUCUGUUCCCCACAACACAAUUGUCCUCGGGGAUUUCAAUCUUGAUAUUGACUGGCAUACCUCUACUACUUCUAACCUUGGGGCACAAAAGUUCCUUACCGUUUUUGAAAACCUCUCUUUAAAUCAGCAUGUCAACUUCCCCACCAGAGAAAACAGGAUCCUCGACCUCAUCUUGGCGGAUGCGCCCUGCAUCUCUGACGUCGCCUCACACGCUCCCCUAUCAACUUCGGACCACAAUAUUAUUUCCUUCAGAGUGUCCUCCCUUUGGCUGAAGAGUGAAAGCAUUCUGUAUAGAGAUUUCAAAGGCGCAGACAAAGAAAAAAUCAAGCAUGAGCUCGGAAAUCUAGACUGGAUGCAAAUCUUGAAUAAUUAUGUUGACAUCGAUGAUGUCUAUUGCCGAUUUGCUGCCAUUAUACGUGAUAUCAUUGAUCGCUAUGUCCCCCAGCGCAAACUUGAGAAGAAUGCGUCUGCUAGAUAUCCUAAGCAUAUCGUAAACCUUUUUGAGCAGCGCGACCGGCUCUUUCAACAACUGCCACAGCCGUCUACAAGUCCGUACUUCCUUGAGAUUUCGAAGAAUCUAGACCACCAUGUUAAGCGCUUUUUAGCCUAUAAAACAAGAAAGCUGGCGAAGGACGAUCAUAUGAAAAAGCUCUUUGACUACAUCAAAAAAGUCAAAGCAAGCUCUAGUGCACAUCAAAUUCUUGAAGACUCUGAAGGAAAAAAGUACUCAACUGAUCUCGAGAAAGCCGAAGCUCUUGCAAACUAUUUUGCC
Messenger RNA from Ostertagia ostertagi, 1575 nucleotides. NCBI's taxonomy places the organism in Eukaryota, Metazoa, Nematoda, Chromadorea, Rhabditida, Trichostrongylidae. The record is from the annotation of a GenBank genome assembly.